Messenger RNA from Umbelopsis ramanniana AG, 2708 nucleotides. RefSeq lists its product as uncharacterized. The record is from RefSeq and is a predicted model, not a curated record. Bases 122 to 2419 code for a protein of 765 amino acids. Gene Ontology annotation, cellular component: nucleus. Gene Ontology annotation, molecular function: zinc ion binding; DNA binding. NCBI's taxonomy places the organism in Eukaryota, Fungi, Mucoromycota, Umbelopsidomycetes, Umbelopsidales, Umbelopsidaceae. Gene Ontology annotation, biological process: DNA-templated transcription. The transcript is spliced from 2 exons.
CGCAUUUUAUACCGGCCUACGAUUGGCACUGGGUGUUGGAGGGGAGGCCCAAAAGGACGUCAUAUUGGCUAAACAACUGUGGACUCACAACUGGUACCUCUCUGUUUAUUGACCACCAAACAUGUGUCAUACCUGUGAAGGAGCUGGAAGGGUUUGCAACAUCAUCCAGCCCUGCUCAAUCUGCAUCACUAGUUCAACCUUAUGUCACUACACUGAUCCCGAUAAACUCCGUCUGGUAUGGCAGCAAUCUGUUGAGCGUUAUGGUAGAGAUCAAGCUUUGGAGCGCCUUGCAAAUAUGGUAAAAGAGGAAGGAAGCCGAUCUUCCUCCGCAAAUACCAGCCAUUUAUCUGUUCCAUUGAAAAUGAAUUCGGGCAUCUUAAAGGCACAUCAUAUUGAUAGCAUGGGCCACUUCCACGGAGAAACUUCUGGAUUACUGACAUCUGCAAACAGGAACAUCUCAACUACCAAUGAAUUUAAUUUACCGCAGGUUACCAUUUCCCCUCCUGUGGUCUCAUCCUAUAACCAAACGCAUUUGCUGGAUUCAUACUUCACGCACGUCCACCCUCGAUACCCUUUUAUAUCAGAAAAAUGCCUGGCUAUUCAACUUCAAGCUCGAGCCAGUGGUCAGCCAAACUCUCUCUCAACCUUGUUCCUGUAUGCUAUUUUUGCUGCUGGAGCAAAAAUGAUGCCAACCAAUAUCGAGUUCUCAACCAGACUAUUCUUUGACUAUUGCCUGGAAAUCAAGCACUUGUACAUGGACAGACCACGUAUGAGCACGAUAUGUGCGCUGGCGCUCUUAUCAAGUUGCUGUCCAGAAACCACCUCCAACGGGCAAAGUUCCAAGAUGUUAUCAGCCAUGCUGGCAUCAGAAUCCAAUACAAUGGCUCGAAUCAUGGGCUUGCAUCGAAAUAUAAAGCCCUCCACCGAGUCUUCGGCUGUACAGCGGGACAGGUGUCGAGUGUUUUGGGUACUUUUUGUGUUAGACAGACUUUUCUCAAUGAACAAUGGAUACCCACUCACUUGGGACGAGAAACACAUUGAUAUCCAACCUCCUGUGGUAGAGGAUUAUGCCUCAGAUGAGAAAAUGGUAGUCGUUAUGCAAGACUUUCAUUACUAUGUCAAGCUUGGCAAAAUUGUGGGCAGGAUUUGCAAUCACUCUUAUACCACCAAAUCUGAAGACAUGCGAACAUCUUGGAAACUAGAUACGAUGCUUGCAACCCUCGAUUCAUGGCUUACUAGCUAUAUCUUGGAAUUACCUCAGCAUUUGCGUUAUGAUCCAUCCACUGUUGUGGCAAGACCUCGAACAGAGCUGGACAUCUCCCUUACGCUGCAGCAUCCUCCAAAGUCCCUGUUUGCUCGCCUUCUUCAUCUCAUUGCACAUACCUGUUUGAUACUUUUGCAUUCUCCAUAUAUAUCCGAUAGUGACAAGACGGAUGCUUCUCAACAAACCGUCGCCUCACAACCCUCCUUAGAUCUUUGUAUUUACGCAGCGACUCUCAUUACCCAUAUAACCUUUGUCAUGCAACAAGAAUACCCCAUUAUGACCUCGCAAUGCCCUUACACCAGCCAUUCACUUCUCAUAGCCAUUCGGAUCCACUUGAUGUGUGCCAUGUCAUCGGAUACGAAACUAACGACAGAGGGACGAAAAAAGUUUGUUCAAAGCGCAAACGUGUUACAGAGGAUAGCUGAAGAAGCAGGAAAAUUGUGGAUUAUGGACACUCUACAUGCCAUGAACAAUAUCUUUAACAUUCAAAAGCGAGCAGAACAAAACCUGCCACCUACACCAUCAUUAUCGCUGUCAUCGUCUGGCAAAAAAAUGAAGAUGCCAACACCAACAGAAGCAAAACGUAAAGGCAACAUUGCUGCAGCAACCAGUUUGAAUCAGACAAAGUUACGUCGAAAAAAAUCCACAAAACUUGGUUAUGCAGGAACUAGUGAACGUACUCCUAAUAACAUUCAGCUUUCCAGCCCGACCAAUUCUUUACCAGAACGCACGAUACCACCUGGGGGAAUAGCGAAUAUACAAGUCGCCGCCGUGGUACGGUCACCUUCCAGUGCAUCGAGUACCGGUUCAUCACCAAGUCAAAUCAAUGGAAUGGGACGGGAUAAAUCCCAAUCCCUCACAACAACCCCAAGCGUUAAGACGGAAUCGCCGGUUGGCCAAGACUCGCAAGUUUACCCUUCAUCCUUUGCCUUUCCCGUGGUGUUCAAUGGAACAUCUCAGCCAGUGGGUGAUUUCAUGGACUUGCACAAUUUGGAAACAUUUUCGCCCUUUCAGGGUGAUGCUUCUAUGCUGUACGCGAAUAACAUGUUUUCAUACCCAACGAAUACUCAAAGCAAUACGGUGAUGAUGGAUGCCAGAUGGCAACCACCUAACCCACCGUUUGACCCUACUUAUGGCUUCAAUGGACCACUCUGAAACACAUAUACAUAUACGAAGCUUCCCUUAUUUUGGUUUUCUUUUUUGAAAUUUGCAAAUUCUUAUUGCUUGAAAUUUUUUUUCUUAUAGUUUCUAUGUAACUGUCUAUUUUUUGUUUACUUUGUCGACCUUCACAGAUUAUCAUUCUCAAAAUAUUUCGUUUAGUUUUGAUGGGUUUUCUUUUAUUUUUUUUUCUCUUUAAAAGAAUUAUGAAGUGUGUAGAAUAAUUGGUACUUUCUUGCACUUUGCAACAGUAAAUAUAUUCCGCUCUGCAGUGGAUAAAACGAGA